AUGGUGAGUCGAGGGGAGUGUGGUAGUGGCCGGGCAAACCUCGAAGCUUCUCAGGCAGAGCAUGGUGGCCGUGGUGGUGGACCAGGUGGCGGCAAUCCCGAUGAUGGUGCUGGCCAUAGGAACGAAUAUUACCAAGGACAGGGUAGCGUUGACGAUGCCGGGGGCGGCGGGCGUGGCCGUGGUUACUACGAAGGAGAUCGCGUUGGCCGUGGGUACUACCAAGGAGGCAGUGAUGGCAACCGUGGCCGUAUGAACUUCGAAAGAGGCCGCAAGAGCCUGUACACUAUCGGUGAGCUGCCGUUCAACACCAAGGAGUUUGAGGUCACCUUACCAGACUACAAGCCAGGUCCAUCUGGGAAAAUGAGGGAGAGGAAGUUCAAGGUGGCCAUCAAGCACGCCACCCUGGUCAGCCUACAACAGUUUUAG
This is a messenger RNA of Aegilops tauschii subsp. strangulata, 426 nucleotides long. NCBI's taxonomy places the organism in Eukaryota, Viridiplantae, Streptophyta, Magnoliopsida, Poales, Poaceae. The record is from RefSeq and is a predicted model, not a curated record.